Molecule: messenger RNA, 1887 nt
Organism: Brassica napus (rape)
Lineage: Eukaryota; Viridiplantae; Streptophyta; Magnoliopsida; Brassicales; Brassicaceae
Exons: 1
Coding region: 240-548 (102 amino acids)
Source: RefSeq, a predicted model, not a curated record
GGUGAGCCACUAUCAAAGAUAUUUGUAGCAAAAAGUAAUGGAGGACACGUAGGGCCUAAGGAACAGACAGAUGGUGUGUGGUUAAGAAACUGAGUCUCUCUCUCUCUCUCCUCCAUGUCCUAACACCAUGUCUCAAUACACAUUCUCUUCAAUACUCAUUUUUUUCUUCUAAGUUCUGAGCCAUCCUUUAUAUAUGUCAUCUCUCUCUAUCUUCAUUCUUACAUGCAUUGAGAAUUUACAUGAAGAGGGAGAGAAAGAAACAGAAACUUGAGGUCAAGGAGGAGAGGAAAAUGGAGGUGGCGGUGGUAGUGGAGCAAGUUGAUGCGUUGGCUGCAGCAGCGAUGGUAGCUGCGGCUGCGGCCGUUGAGGAGGAGGAACUGUGGGGAAUGAGGCUCACGGAAGGAGACGUUGUGGUCGACGAGCUGAUGACAUGGAGCACCGUGUUGCCCUCAUGUUGGAACGUGGAGUUUGUUGAGAAAAAUUAUGGAGUAUUGUUCGAAGAUGUUGUCUGGGAGGAUGAUCUUUGGAAUCUGAACACUUCCACUUAGCUCCCUCCUCCUUUAGAUAACAUAAGACAAGAUUGAAGUCGUGAGAUUCAAGGUUUUUUCAAUCGAUUCGGUUGUUCGGUUUAAGUUUAUAUGAACCAUAUAUUGUAUUUGUUUUGGUAUGGUUUUUUUGAGUUUUUGAUCAUGUUUUUACUAAAAGAAAAUAUCCUUAAUUCGAGGACUUUUUAUCAUAGAAAAUCAAGUUUGUUUUGGGUUUUGGUUUUUUCUUGGUUUAGUAUUAAGUUUUUUUGGUUGGGGGGGGUUUUAAGAACAGGAACAAAGUUAAAAAAAGAACAUACAUUAUGUGCCCUAUUAAGGAGUAGUUUUGUAACUGAUAUCUCAUGAUUUUCAUGAGUUUUAGAUUUAUAUUUUAGCUUAUUAUGAUUAUUUUAGGUUGCAUUUAGGUCUUUAUGUUGCAUUUGCAUACUCAUUUGCAUAUCAUAGGGGUUGGAAUGCACAUUUAGAAGUUUUGGGCAACAUUGGAAAGUUAUUGUUGCAAGUCAAAUACUUUUGAGUCAAAAAUGAAAGAAGGCGAGAAUCCAGGGACCGAAGUUGCAAAUGCAGAAAUUCGGUGGGGUUAAAUUGCACAAUCAAAAGUUAAGGGGCUAAAGUAAGGAUGUUUCUGCAAUUUACAAAGUUGUGGGCUCUUUUGUAACAAAUCCAAAGUUCGAGGACCUGCUGUGCAAAAUGGAAGAAACCACCACUGGAGAAGAUCGAGAGCUUCCUCUUCGCCGGACCUGAGUUUGAUUCAGCUCACCGGAGGUCGCAGAGAGGAGAUAAGCACGGAGACGGCUUGACCUUGAGAUUCAGAAGCUGAAGAGAUCCCGUAGUGGAAAGCUUGGCGGAGGAGAGACGACGAUUGAAGCUUGAUGGCUGCGACGGCGAGAAGCACUCCGGAGCUUCAGGACGUGCUGUCACGGCUCGAGCUGAGACCACGACGGUGAUUCUGAGCACAGCCACGGAAUGAUGACGACGACGGCACGUCGAGAUGUCGAGAAGAAGAAAUGAGGAACUCCACGCGGGUUGAGCAACUCGGGAAGCUGUACCCGCUCGCACCGGAAGAGACGUCAACACCAGUCUCACGCGGGGAAGGACGACGCGGGGAGCUGUACCCGCUCGCAUGAACUGAAGGCGUGGCGACGGCUUAACGCGGGGAAGCUUACGCGGGUGGAGCGACGAUCCCUACCCCGCGCCGAGACUUAUCUUUAAUCGAAUUUUAAUGUUUUUUUAGACUUUUUAAUGGGAACCAUUAGGUUUACCAAAGACAUAUAAAUACUCUUGUAAUCCUAAAGUUAGGAUCUAUCUUAUUUUCUAUCUAAUCACAAAGAACUUUGAGUUUAAA